AAGAAGACAUUGCCGCCACCGAAGGCGGAGGAGGGGGAGGACCGCCAAGAGCGACGCCGCCGUGUGCCCAACGGUCGGUGUCCCCGGCUGAGGCAGCGCGGCCGCAGCAGCCCUGUGCUUUUGUGCUACCAAGGCAUAGUUGAGUAGCUGCAGCAGAGAUGAUAUGGCCUGCAAAGCCUAAAAUGUUGACUCCUACACUAGGGGUAUGAUUUAUCCCAACAGUAAGAAUGGAUUCAAAGAGCUAAGAGACCUCUCAAAAUUAUCCAGAGGUUCUUUAACUUACGUGACCUCAUCUAUUUGGACCACUGAUAAAAACCUGAAAGUAAGCAAAAAAGGUUUGAUCUGUGGAUGAAAUGAAUCAUGAUUUUCAAGCUCUUGCAUUAGAAUCUCGGGGAAUGGGAGAGCUUUUGCCUACCAAAAAGUUUUGGGAACCUGAUGAUUCAACAAAAGAUGGACAAAAAGGCAUAUUUCUUGGGGAUGAUGAAUGGAGAGAGACUGCAUGGGGAACUUCUCACCAUUCAAUGUCCCAGCCUAUUAUGGUACAGAGAAGAUCUGGACAGGGUUUUCAUGGAAACAGUGAAGUAAAUGCAAUACUGUCUCCGCGAUCAGAAAGUGGAGGCCUUGGUGUGAGCAUGGUAGAAUAUGUAUUAAGUUCUUCUCCUGCUGAUAAAUUGGAUUCUCGAUUUAGGAAGGGAAAUUUUGGCACUAGAGAUGCUGAAACAGAUGGACCUGAGAAAGGAGAUCAAAAAGGCAAGGCUUCUCCAUUUGAGGAGGACCAAAACAGAGAUCUUAAACAAGGAGAUGAUGAUGAUUCUAAAAUAAAUGGCAGAGGUUUGCCAAAUGGAAUGGAUGCCGAUUGCAAAGAUUUUAAUCGUACUCCUGGAAGUCGUCAAGCCUCUCCAACUGAAGUAGUUGAGCGCUUGGGCCCCAAUACUAAUCCCUCAGAAGGACUGGGGCCUCUUCCUAAUCCUACAGCUAAUAAACCACUUGUUGAAGAAUUUUCAAAUCCUGAAACUCAGAAUCUGGAUGCCAUGGAACAAGUUGGUCUGGAAUCCUUACAGUUUGACUAUCCUGGUAAUCAGGUACCAAUGGACUCUUCAGGAGCUACUGUAGGCCUUUUUGACUACAAUUCCCAGCAACAGCUCUUUCAGAGGACUAAUGCACUAACAGUUCAGCAGUUAACUGCAGCUCAACAGCAGCAAUAUGCAUUAGCAGCAGCUCAGCAGCCACAUAUAGCUGGUGUAUUCUCAGCAGGCCUUGCUCCAGCUGCAUUUGUGCCAAAUCCAUACAUUAUUAGUGCUGCUCCUCCAGGGACCGAUCCAUAUACUGCAGCAGGAUUGGCUGCAGCAGCUACAUUAGCAGGUCCAGCAGUUGUUCCACCUCAGUAUUAUGGCGUUCCGUGGGGGGUGUAUCCAGCCAACUUAUUUCAGCAGCAAGCUGCAGCUGCGGCAAAUAACACAGCCAAUCAGCAAGCAGCAUCACAAGCUCAGCCUGGACAGCAACAGGUUCUCCGUGCUGGAGCAGGUCAGCGUCCUCUUACUCCCAAUCAGGGUCAGCAAGGGCAGCAAGCAGAAUCACUUGCGGCAGCUGCAGCAGCAAAUCCAACAUUGGCUUUUGGUCAGGGUCUUGCUACUGGCAUGCCAGGCUAUCAAGUACUAGCUCCAACUGCCUAUUAUGAUCAGACUGGUGCCUUAGUGGUUGGCCCUGGAGCAAGGACUGGCCUUGGAGCUCCAGUUCGGUUAAUGGCUCCAACACCUGUUUUAAUUAGUUCAGCAGCAGCACAAGCUGCAGCAGCAGCAGCAGCUGGAGGAACUGCAAGUAGCCUUACAGGCAGCACAAAUGGUCUGUUUCGGCCAAUUGGCACUCAGCCACCACAGCAGCAGCAGCAACAGCAGCCAAGCACUAAUCUGCAAUCUAAUUCAUUUUAUGGAAGCAGUUCUUUGACUAAUAGCUCCCAGAGUAGUUCUUUAUUUUCUCAUGGACCUGGUCAACCUGGAAGUACAUCUCUUAGCUUUGGAAGUGGUAACUCUUUGGGUGCUGCUAUAGGCUCAGCCCUCAGUGGAUUUGGUUCAUCAGUUGGCAGUUCUGCAAGUAGUAGUGCCACAAGGAGAGAGUCUCUAUCUACUAGCUCUGACUUGUACAAAAGAUCUAGUAGCAGCCUAGCACCCAUAGGGCAACCAUUUUACAAUAGUCUGGGAUUUUCCUCCUCUCCAAGUCCAAUAGGCAUGCCUCUGCCAAGCCAAACUCCAGGACAUUCACUUACGCCACCGCCAUCACUUUCAUCACAUGGAUCCUCAUCCAGUUUGCAUUUAGGAGGACUGACAAAUGGUAGUGGUCGAUAUAUCUCUGCAGCACCUGGAGCAGAAGCAAAAUAUCGAAGUGCUUCAAGCACUUCCAGUCUAUUUAGCUCCAGCAGCCAGCUCUUUCCUCCUUCCCGGCUUCGGUAUAAUAGGUCUGAUAUUAUGCCUUCUGGCCGCAGUAGAUUAUUGGAAGAUUUCAGAAACAACCGCUUCCCAAACCUUCAACUUAGAGACUUGAUUGGACAUAUAGUUGAGUUUUCUCAAGACCAGCAUGGUUCUAGAUUCAUACAGCAAAAGCUAGAGAGAGCUACUCCAGCUGAGCGACAGAUGGUAUUUAAUGAAAUUCUGCAAGCAGCCUAUCAAUUAAUGACUGAUGUUUUUGGCAACUAUGUUAUACAGAAGUUUUUUGAGUUUGGGAGUCUGGAUCAAAAAUUAGCCCUGGCUACUCGUAUUCGUGGUCAUGUUCUACCCUUAGCCUUGCAGAUGUAUGGCUGCCGUGUUAUUCAGAAAGCAUUAGAAUCUAUUUCUUCUGACCAGCAGGUAAUUAGUGAAAUGGUAAAGGAGCUGGAUGGUCAUGUGCUCAAAUGUGUGAAAGAUCAGAAUGGAAACCAUGUUGUACAAAAAUGUAUCGAAUGUGUUCAGCCACAGUCACUGCAGUUCAUCAUUGAUGCUUUCAAGGGACAAGUAUUUGUGCUUUCAACUCAUCCUUAUGGCUGCAGAGUAAUUCAGCGCAUCCUAGAGCAUUGCACUGCAGAACAGACCUUACCUAUCUUAGAAGAACUCCACCAACAUACAGAGCAGUUGGUACAGGAUCAGUAUGGCAAUUACGUUAUUCAGCAUGUACUGGAACACGGUCGACCUGAAGACAAGAGCAAAAUUGUUUCCGAAAUCAGAGGAAAGGUUUUAGCCCUGAGUCAACACAAAUUUGCCAGCAAUGUAGUAGAAAAGUGCGUUACUCAUGCCUCCCGUGCUGAGAGAGCUUUACUGAUUGACGAGGUUUGCUGCCAGAACGAUGGUCCUCACAGUGCCUUAUACACCAUGAUGAAGGACCAGUAUGCGAAUUACGUGGUUCAAAAGAUGAUUGAUAUGGCUGAACCUGCUCAGAGAAAGAUAAUCAUGCACAAGAUUCGACCUCACAUUACUACUUUGCGCAAAUACACAUACGGGAAGCAUAUACUGGCCAAGUUGGAAAAGUAUUAUUUGAAGAAUAGCCCGGACCUAGGACCUAUUGGAGGACCACCAAAUGGAAUGCUGUAAAUUACAGGAGCAAGAGAAAGAAGAUAUUUUAACCAUGUGAAAAGAAUUUUUUUGUGUGUGAAUUAUCAAAACACAACUCAACUAUGAAUCUUCAAUUUUUUUUUUAAAGCAAAACUAUUUAUUGACUUUAUUCAUCCAUUUGUAAAUUUUUUAAGGUUCUUGUGUAUAUUUGGGGGGUGGGGGAUGAAUUAUAAAUUAUAUUCAGCCCUGAGUGGAGACCUAUCAGAUUGGAUUGCUGGCAAAGCACAGAAUGCCUGUAUAUGAUGUAACUGUAUCAAAAAUAAAAAGCUGUCACAUAUUUUGUAAAUUUUUACCUUGUAAAGUCACAAAAAUAGUUUUUAAAGGAAAAAGUACAGUAUUCUUUUAAUAAACUGGCUCACAGUCUGGUAGGUCUACAACCCCAUAGCACAACAGGUUUAUAGAGAUGUAUAUAGAAUUAUAGUCCUUAUUUUUUUCCUUUGCGUGAAACCUUUUAUAACAGAUUAACAAUCAACUGCAUAAAUAUUAUUAAUAUUUUAAAAAGAGUUAAGUUGUAUUUUGAUAAUUCACAAACUAUCAUGCAAAUAACGAGCAAGCAGACAAGAAUAAAGUGGUUUGAGAUGAAAAGAACCUAACAUUAUUUACAGUAGAUGUGGUUUUAAUACAAUUACUGCCCUAAAAUGUCUCUGGCAAUGUACAGAAAUAUUGUAUAUACUUACAUAUGUAAUUGUUGUAAGAGUUAAAUACAAAAUCAUGGUGACACUUCCAAUUAAGUGCACUAAAUGAAAAGUUAAGUCACUUAUUAACUUUUCAGUUUGGUUUGCAAUGAGAAAGAGUGGAAAUUUGUAUUUUGUUUUGCUUAUAGAAUUACAGACAUGUUGAGGAAGUGUUGAGCUUUAUUUUGCUUUUUCAUAGAGGCAGAAAGUAGGAACCAGAUAGAGAUGAAAAGGGGCCACUGAAAAGUGAAUUUGAUAGCUCAGCAUUUAAGCAUGAUUACAUAUUCAGAUAGCUCUUUUUGCUUUCUAUAAAUAUAUGCAUUGUGUGUGUAGUAAUAGAUGUAAGUUUACACUUUGAAAGGAAAUCUUGUUUCAAUGUUUAUUAUAAAAGCCUUGCUAAUUGAGUAGUGAUGCUUUCCUUGGUUGUACAGGUGUACAUUUGUAAACCUUCAUGCUGUAAAUGGAAUUUGUUUUAUCUCUUUGGGAUACAUUUGCAUUUUAGUGUACAUUUACGUCCCUGCCCUCUUUGACCUGGCAAUAUAGUGUUGUAUAAUGUAAAUUUAUUUCUCCAAAUCGAGAGUGAUUUUUUAAAAAUUUUUUAUCUUUAUAUGGUUUCAGAAGUAUGAACCAGCUUUCUUUUUAUUAUUGUGAGAUCAUUUUGUUUUAUAACAUAGUUGUUGACUGUUAAUAUGGACAUGCUAGAAUUUGGAUCACUUUCAAUUGAAGUCAGGGUAUUGUGCAUAAUAGAAAGUAUUGGACUGAGAUAUUUGGUUACCAUGGAGGCCAAUGCUUUUUUCAUCUUAUUAAAUGUGAUGUGACUUUUUUCUUUGUACAGAAGAGUACUGUAUUUUUGAAUAGCCUACUCCCAAGUAAGAGCAAAUCUGUAUGAUAACAUUUUUUCCUCUGGACAUAAGACAUAACAGUAACACGAUGUACAUUUACAAGCGGCCUUAUGUACAUUUCCCAACAAUCUUUUUAAGGCAAAAUUGUGACCAUAUGUGUAUAAUUAAAAUCGUUUUUAAUCCUUUGCCUAUGAAAAUAUUUUGGAAAAAAACUUGCUGUGUAUAUUCAGUUUCUGAAAGAUAAAGAAAGUGCUUUGUAUUUUGUUGAAGUCAGUAUUUUGUAUAAACAUUUAUGUUGACCCACUUAUGUUUAGUGCUGAAAACUAAAAUGAACAUGCUAUCUGUCAGCUGAAUAUGGAAGAGAUCUUUUUUUACUAGAGAUCUGCAGAAGAAAAGCAAGGGGAUCUAAAGGUUUUAUCACUAGUUGUUCAUAUUAUGAACCUAAAAAUAAUGGCAUAAAGUUUGGGGAUGCCAGGCAUACUUUUUCAUGUUUGGUGUUUAGUUAUUUUACUUUUCUAACCCAACAUUCCUUGGUGAGACCAUUAAAUCCAAACACUUGUCACCGUUCCUUCUCAUAGUCACACUGGGUCAUCAGCAUGUCCCAGUCACUGCAGCAACACCUUGUGUGUGUUUGUUUGUUUCAUUUUUUUUAAACCCACACAAAGCCGCUCUCUCACUUUUUCCUACUUUACCAACCUCAGUAUUUUGGCCCGUGUCGAACUUUUGUUCUCAGUAUCAGCCCGUGGUUUCAGGAUCAAAGCUGUCAUGUUGGAGAUGGGUAAUGGUUUUCCUGUCUUUGUACAGUUGAAUUCCUAGUUUUCCUUCAUCCUUGCCCUCUGUUGGCACAGGCAUUCUCUCUGCAGUUUUAGAAAAUGACAAGUAGAGAAUAUUACAUUGAGAAACUAAACCCUCUUCUUGGGGUUCUGGUAUUCCCAUUUGUCCUAGUGCUGACAACCCAAUCUUCCCAAUACUUUCAGGCCUGCUCUACAAAAAUACCUGUUCUUGUAGAAAUUUUACAGUCUGCUAUUUUGGGUGCCCACCCCAAUUUUUACCUUUUAGUAACUUGGCAUGAAAUUUUGGUAAAAUCUGAAAAUCACAUUUCAGAAUAAAACAAUUGGGCAAAACUACCUAGGCUUUACUCUUGAGUGUCUCCUUUUGAUAGGGAUUGUUUCUGGACCAGUUUGUCUAAGUCCUGGCUCUUAUUGGUUCAUAUGAAAUAAUGUUAACUUCACUUCUUUGUAUAUUAUGUAUAAAUUAGAAAAUGAAAAAUGUGUGAAUAACAUUGUAUGAAAUAAA
Molecule: messenger RNA, 6390 nt
Organism: Nomascus leucogenys (northern white-cheeked gibbon)
Lineage: Eukaryota; Metazoa; Chordata; Mammalia; Primates; Hylobatidae
Gene: PUM2
Product: pumilio RNA binding family member 2
Exons: 22
Coding region: 354-3557 (1067 amino acids)
Biological process (GO): regulation of mRNA stability; miRNA processing
Cellular component (GO): cytoplasm; cytosol
Molecular function (GO): mRNA 3'-UTR binding
Source: RefSeq, a predicted model, not a curated record